UGAAUGGUCUGGCAGUCUUCUGGGACCUGUCAUGUCCGCAGUCUCUGGUUAUCCCCUGUACUAUGUCCGCAGUCUCUGGUCAUCUGUACUGUGUCCGCAAUCUCUGGUCAUCGCCUGUACUGUGUCCACAGUCUCUGGUCAUCUCCUGUACUGUGUCCGCAGUCUCUGGUCAUCUCCUGUACUGUGUCCAUAGUCUCUGGUCAUCUCCUGUACUGUGUCCAUAGUCUCUGGCCAUCUCCUGUACUGUGUCCAUAGUCUCUGGCCAUCUCCUGUACUGUGUCCGCAGUCUCUGGUUAUC
This is a messenger RNA of Staurois parvus, 298 nucleotides long. The record is from the annotation of a GenBank genome assembly. NCBI's taxonomy places the organism in Eukaryota, Metazoa, Chordata, Amphibia, Anura, Ranidae.